AUGGGUGAGAAGAGAGUCAGGUUGAUGCAGUCUCUAUCUGAUAGGUUAGCUGCUUUAGAAGUUGAAAAGGCAGAACCAUCUCCGGUCCCUGUGGACCUGAUGCAGGAGAAGGAUAAAGCCACACUUGGAUUGGGUGCUGCUGAGGCAGACAACAGAGCACCAGAGGAUCAUGGAUUAGGAGUCCCUUUGGGCGUUAUGCCUAAGAAAGCACCUGGAGAGUUCACGUUGAUACAUCAGCUCUCCGUCCCUCAUGGGGCUUCUAAAGCUUCUUCAAUCAGAAUUCCACAGAACAACCAGGGAAAGCCUAAAGGGUUUGCUUUUAUAGAUUUCACUACAGUUGAAGAUGCAAAAGAAGCCAUGAAUUCCUGCAACAACACAGAGAUUGAAGGCCAAACAAUCAGACUGGAAUUCAGCACACAGGGAGGGCAAAACAGAAACAUCAAUGCCAGAGGAGGAUUUGGUCAACAAAGCAAAACACUGUUUGUCAAAGGUCUGUCUGAGGACACCACAGAAGAGACACUGAGAGAGGCAUUCGAUGGUUCCGUCGGUGCAAGAAUAGUCACGGACAGAGACACUGGCUCAUCCAAAGGGUUUGGCUUUGUGGACUUCAGCUCUCCAGAAGACGCCAAAGCAGCAAAAGAAGCCAUGGAAGAUGGGGAGAUUGAUGGAAACAAAGUGACCCUUGAUUUCGCCAAGCUGAAGGGCGAUGGCGGCUUCGGUCGUGGAGGCAGAGGUGGACGGGGUGGCAGAGGAGGAUUUGGCAGGGGUGGAGGCCAAGGAUUUGGAGGCAGAGGUGGUGGCUUCAGGGGAGGCAGAGGUGGCAGUGGUGACCACAAGCCCCAAGGAAAGAAGAUAAAAUUUGACGACUGAGUGGCUCGUCCAUGUAUCUGAGAGGACUCUGGGGUUUUUCAUUCUGUUGCAACAUGACAGAACCUUCUGAGGACAUUCCAAGGUGCAUUGCAGUCCCCUAAGACCUACUUGGAAAAAUUCCUUUCAAUGAAGAAACGGCCAUUCAAUGGCCUGGCCACACAAACAAACUUUUUUAAAGCAACCAAGAGAUGUGGGAGUUGACCCUGUGUCAGUGCAUUGUCCUGAAUUUAUAAUGU
Messenger RNA from Hemicordylus capensis (graceful crag lizard), 1106 nucleotides. RefSeq names its product nucleolin-like. Lineage: Eukaryota; Metazoa; Chordata; Lepidosauria; Squamata; Cordylidae. The transcript has 3 exons. The coding region runs from base 1 to 870 and encodes 289 amino acids. The record is from RefSeq and is a predicted model, not a curated record. Gene Ontology annotation, biological process: positive regulation of mRNA splicing, via spliceosome. Gene Ontology annotation, cellular component: spliceosomal complex. Gene Ontology annotation, molecular function: RNA binding.